Molecule: messenger RNA, 1153 nt
Organism: Gastrolobium bilobum
Lineage: Eukaryota; Viridiplantae; Streptophyta; Magnoliopsida; Fabales; Fabaceae
Product: protein RER1B-like
Exons: 3
Coding region: 60-635 (191 amino acids)
Biological process (GO): retrograde vesicle-mediated transport, Golgi to endoplasmic reticulum; protein retention in ER lumen
Cellular component (GO): Golgi membrane
Source: RefSeq, a predicted model, not a curated record
CCCGGAGAGAGAGAGAGAGAUUCCGUUUUUAAAACCGCCACAGGCAGUGGGUCCCACCGAUGGAAGCGGACGAUGCAACCCCGGCGGCGGCCAUAACGCGGUGGAAGUUCGAGGUGUCGCGGCAGUACCAGCACCUGCUGGACAAAGCGACGCCGCACGUGGCUCGGCGGUGGAUUGGGUGUCUGGUGGUGGCGUUGGUGUACGUGCUACGCGUGUACUUGGUGCAAGGAUUCUACGUCGUGUCGUACGGCCUUGGCAUUUACAUCCUGAACCUUCUGAUCGGGUUUCUGUCCCCUCAGGUGGAUCCCGAGAUUAUCGAUUUGGAUGGGCCCACCCUCCCCACCACCGGCUCCGAUGAGUUCCGCCCCUUUGUUCGUCGCCUCCCCGAGUUCAAGUUCUGGUACUCGAUCACGAAGGCAUUUUGCAUUGCAUUUGUGAUGACUUUCUUUAGUGCGUUUGAUGUUCCAGUGUUCUGGCCAAUACUCCUUUUCUACUGGGUGGUCCUAUUCACGCUUACUAUGAGGAAACAGAUUUCUCACAUGAUCAAACACAAAUAUGUACCGUUCUCAUUUGGAAAACAGCGCUAUAAUGGAAAGAGAGCAUCAGCAGAAAGCUCAAGCCUUUCGGAUGACUGAAAUUUUCAGGGUAAUUAAACUUUAUUUGCUUCAUUUAAGUGACAGACCCACAUGUAGCUUGAUAUCAUUUGCAGUAUAUUUUAACAGCUGGAGCAAUCUGAGGAUGUGAUGGUGGCUGAAGAAGGUUACUUUGAGGGCCUAGUAUGAACAAUUGGAUGUUCAAUUUCCCAGUUGAGCAAUUGUUUAGACUUUGGACGUCUUGGGUGUUUUUGCGCCCUGGUAAAAGAUUUAGCUUUGGGGAGUGAGGGCUCGUCCUUUACCUCAAAUCCUUUUCCUUUAUUUUCUAUUUCUAUAUAGGUGGGCAUACGAUUCUUAUUCUCGAAUUUUAGUCAAAUUACAAGAAUUUUAGGUAACUUGUGUAGAAUGAAUCCCCUUCAUUAUUUGCAAUUUGGUUAUGCUGAUGUAUCUUGUACAUUGUAUGUUAUUUUUUCGGUUAAUCAUGUGCUUUGUAGGAGCUCCUUUUUCUAGAAAUUAGCCCAAACAAUGUAAAUUUUCUCUUUAUUUAAGGCAUUAUCGAU